This is a messenger RNA of Chionomys nivalis (European snow vole), 1144 nucleotides long. It is a transcript of the gene Srrd, whose product is annotated as SRR1 domain containing. The record is from RefSeq and is a predicted model, not a curated record. Gene Ontology annotation, biological process: microtubule-based process. Gene Ontology annotation, cellular component: cytoplasm; nucleus. NCBI's taxonomy places the organism in Eukaryota, Metazoa, Chordata, Mammalia, Rodentia, Cricetidae.
AUGGCGGCCACCGUGGCGACUCCGGAGCCCUGGAAGGCCGUGGCUCCGCAGAAGCGCUCAGUGGGGAGGCGGCCGCGGCGGGACGAGGGGCGUGUCCGUGGGCCUCAAACCGAGCAGGAGCCGGACGGCGAGGCUGUGCUGCGCCGCCUGCGGGAGGCCGAGGAGGAUCUUCAAAUCUCUGAUUUCUGCAGUUCAGCACUGGAAACCAUCACCCAGUGUCUUAGAAAACAGCUGGAGCAACUGCAGGACCUAACAGAAGCCCUUGGAAGACUGAAGCUCAGCUCCUCACCUGGUGGGUCGGGAGAGCCUCCAGUCACGAGCCCCUUUCCUGUGAUGUGUGUGUGCUAUGGCCUCGGGAACUUUGCCUCCUGCGCCACUGCCCGGAGUCAGCUUGCUUUCAUGCUUCUCUUCCUGGAGAAGUGCCAGAUCCCCAGAGGCCACUGCUGGGUCUAUGACCCUCUGUUCAGCCGCACUGAAGUUUCAGUGCUCACUGCCCUCGGUGUGACUGUCCUCAGUGAGAAUGAGGAAGGCAAGCGCAGCGUCCACGGCCAGCCCACUGUCUUCUACAUGCCACACUGUGGCACAGCUCUAUACAACAAUCUGCUGUGGAGCAACUGGUCCAUAGAUGCCCUUUCCAGGGUACUCAUCGUCGGCAACAGUUUCCAAGGCCUCAAGGAAAGGUUGUUGACAAGGAUUCUGCAGAAAAAUUAUCCCUACAUCGCAAAGAUUCUGAAAAGCCUGGAAGAGAUCCCACUGCCACAGACUCCACGGUACAUGGACACCUUUAACGACACCUCUGUUCACUGGUUCCCUCUACUGAAGCUGGAGGGACUGCCCAGGGACCUUUGGGCAUCUCAGGAAGAGCCUGAUUACCAGGACUGCGAGGACCUAGAGAUCAUCAGAAAACAGACAGACAGCUCAGCCAGUGUAGCAGGGCAGCUCCCUCCUGCCCCUGUGCCAGGAGCCAUGGUGCAGACCAUCCUUCUCUGCCAAGCCAGGAAUACAGCCCGGGCUGGUGGCAUCACAUCACAUCCUGCCCUGGUGCUGGUUUCCCAAAUAGAGACAUCAUUUGUAAAGCCGGAUUAAAGUGCUGUUUAUCCACGCCUGCCAGGUGUGGGCCCUGGUGUCUACUUGGCCAUGUCUA